Molecule: messenger RNA, 486 nt
Organism: Aphanomyces invadans
Lineage: Eukaryota; Oomycota; Saprolegniomycetes; Saprolegniales; Verrucalvaceae
Exons: 2
Coding region: 30-314 (94 amino acids)
Source: RefSeq, a predicted model, not a curated record
AUUCCUCCACGCGACGGCGACUGCAUUCAAUGGCCGAGAACGGACAAGUCCUCCUCCCGAACGUCGGCAUUGGCCACGCGAGCAUCGAAGACCUGGCCAAGUUGGUCAAGGCGAAGCGGGAAUUGGCGCAAGAAAAGGUCAUCUCUCACCAAAAGGUCAAGCUCCUCCGUGAAGAAAUCGCCGAGUGCUACAUGAAGAACGGCGUAAACCACUUUGUUGCGUGCAAGGCCCUCCGCGAGCAAUACUCGGCGUUGGUCAAAGAUCCUUGGCUUUCCAUGAAGCCCAUUCGAUUCGAAGGGCAAGAUGACGAAUAGUGGAGAACAACGACGGCGGCGGUCGACUCGUGCGCUGCCUUGGAUUUGCAUUGCUCAUUCGCGACUGCAUCGAGCAAUCUAGUAUAGAGCAAGCAAGCAAACGGUGUCGCGAAGAAGCGUACUCAAUGACCACGUGUGAUUAAAAAUAUAAUGUCUACCUCCUUGACGCACA